UAGUAAGCAUGGCGUCGGGGGUUAUUCUUAAUCGAGGCGCGUUGACGUUAGGGACAUACUGCCAACAUUUGAGUUGGAAUGUCACGGUCACGCAGGUUCGAGGGAUUAAGCGUUGGAUGAGGGCCUAUACACAUCUAAUGGCAAAAAAGCUAAAGCUUGAAGGUCCUCCACUUCCGAAACCAAGAUCUCAAAAGCCUAAUUGGGAUUACCAUGCCGAAGUUCAGGCUUUCAGCACCCGCCUCCAUGAAAACUUCUCCCUGGAGCGACUGAAAACAGCUUUCAUAAAUCCCUGUUACCUGCAAGCGGAGCUGAAAAGGAGACAAGAGCUGGGCAUGGACUCUGAAGUCACACCUCUUGCUCUGCAUGAUAAUAUUGAGUUGAGUGCACAGGGAGAUGCCUUCACAAAAAGCUUCCUGACUGAUUGGUGCAGGGCUAGCUUUCCCAGCUUGCCAACACAAGGGGUGGAAAGUGUCGUGAGACACCUCACGAGCGUAACCCUAGUGAGCAAUGUAGCACAAAAUCUUGGUGUUGAGGAUCUAACCAUGAGUUUACAAUUCCCUGUCCCGGACAAUGUACUUCAUUCUACAUUCAUGGCAGUGAUUGGAGCACUACAUGACAGCAGUGGAACAGAACGCACAGGAUACUUCCUCAGGGAUUUCUUAGUUUCCCAGCUAAUAGGAAAAGACCUUUUUGAUAUGUGGACAGUGGUCAAUCCAAUGGGCCUUCUGGUGGAGGAACUCGGUAAGAGGAAUGUUCCCCCACCAGAGCCCCGCCUCAUCAGGUCUGCUGGGUCCAGCACUGUUCUGCCGCUCUACUUUGUUGGUUUGUACUGUGAUAAAAAGUUCCUGGCCCAGGGUCCAGGUGAGACACUUGUUGCAGCGGAGGAGGAGGCAGCUCGUGUGGCCCUGCGAAAACUCUAUGGCUACACUGAGGACCGCAGACCCUUCGACUUUAGUCCACAACCACAGCAUGAGCAUCCUUUACUUCAAACAGUCAGCAGCAAUUCAUAAGACAAAAACACUUGGCUUGCUACUUGUAGCUGAAGAACAACUUCCCAAUUUAUUGCCAGAAAAAUAAUGUGCUUAUUGAGAUCAUUGUCUGUUUUGUGGUCUUAAAAUGAAAAAUAAACAAUCUAAACAAAUACAUGUAAGUUGCAAGUUU
This is a messenger RNA of Hippocampus zosterae (dwarf seahorse), 1161 nucleotides long. RefSeq names its product mitochondrial ribosomal protein L44 (gene mrpl44). Gene Ontology annotation, molecular function: ribonuclease III activity; double-stranded RNA binding. The record is from RefSeq and is a predicted model, not a curated record. The transcript has 4 exons. NCBI's taxonomy places the organism in Eukaryota, Metazoa, Chordata, Actinopteri, Syngnathiformes, Syngnathidae. Gene Ontology annotation, cellular component: nucleus. Gene Ontology annotation, biological process: primary miRNA processing; rRNA processing; regulation of gene expression. The coding region runs from base 9 to 1010 and encodes 333 amino acids.